AUGAAGAAAACCCUCAUCUUCUUCCGCGGAAGAGCUCCCAAUGGCAAGAAAUCCAAUUGGGUGUGCCAUGAAUACAAAUUGGAAGGAAAAUUCUCUAAGGGUAAAGGAGCUAAGAAUGAUUGGCUCGUGAGGAUGGGCUCCCCCGCAGCGGCAGCGGCACUGUCCCCUCUCAUAGACCCCUCCCCUUACAACAACGUCGAGCUGGAAUCGGGCCACGUGCACUGCUUCUCGAACACCGAUCCAAUCAAAAUCCAAGAAAACAAUCCGGCCAUUCUCAGGCAAUUUCUCGCUAGCUACAGACACAACAUGAACUACGGAUUCAAGAACAAGAAGGAAAUUGUUAGAAUGUUGAAGGAAACUGUGUUCAGCACUGAGAACUCCUAUGUCGUUUCCAAUCUUGAGACCGGAAACAGGCCGUUUGAGGAGCAGGAGAAUGCAGUUGAGCCCUAG
Salvia miltiorrhiza (redroot sage) is the source of this 450-nucleotide messenger RNA. Its product is annotated as NAC domain-containing protein 79-like. The record is from RefSeq and is a predicted model, not a curated record. Gene Ontology annotation, molecular function: DNA binding. Lineage: Eukaryota; Viridiplantae; Streptophyta; Magnoliopsida; Lamiales; Lamiaceae. The transcript is spliced from 3 exons. The coding region runs from base 1 to 450 and encodes 149 amino acids. Gene Ontology annotation, biological process: regulation of DNA-templated transcription.